AUGGGGGUCAAGACGACCUCGCGGAGUAACGGCAAGUGCAGCGGCUUCGACGAGGCUGGUACGAAGCGACGUAAGGGCGAAAACGGUGGCAUCACCGAGGGAAUUGACGUGGCUGAGGUUAACGCAGUCGAGCAGAACGCCUUUCGGCGUAUGAACGCGAGGGAAAAACAGACGGUUGACUUCAGCGAUAAGCUUUACCUCGCGCCGUUGACCACCGUUGGGAACCUUCCGUUUCGCCGUGUUUGUAAGGGUUUAGGCGCUGACAUCACGUGCGGUGAGAUGGCCAUGUGCACGAAUCUUUUGCAAGGUCAGCCUAACGAGUGGGCAUUGCUUCGACGGCAUCCAAGCGAAGACUUAUUCGGGGUCCAGAUUUGCGGUGGUUAUAGUGAUUCCGUCGCACGUUGCUCACAGCUCAUCGACGACGUGAUCGUAUCGCAAGGUGGCUGCGAUUUCGUAGACAUCAACAUGGGUUGCCCUAUUGACCUCGUCUGUAACAAAGGCGGGGGUUCGAUGCUCUUAGAGCGGCAUAAUCGGAUGGAGCAAAUUGCUCGAUCAGCUUCCUCUUUGCUUUCUUGCCCACUCACGCUCAAGACCCGGACGGGAUACUAUGAUAAUAAACGUGUUGCGCAUGAUAUCGUCCCAAAGCUCAAAGAUUGGGGAGUCGCUGCUGUUACUCUACACGGGCGUUCACGGCAACAGCGAUAUAGUCGUCUUGCUGACUGGGAGUACAUAAAAAACACUGCCAAUGUAUCAUCUGUGCCUCUUAUAGGUAACGGCGACGUCUUUAAUUUCCGUGACUAUGAAAAGAAUGUCGAGGGCACAGGAGUGAUGACGUGCAUGAUCGCAAGAGGCGCGCUGAUUAAGCCUUGGAUAUUCACCGAAAUCAAAGAGAGAAGAGAUUGGGAUAUCAGCGCGACCGAGCGGUUGGAUAUGCUAAAACGCUUCGCCGCAUAUGGCUUAGAACACUGGGGAAGCGAUGAGCGAGGUGUAGAAAACACAAGAAGAUUCCUUCUCGAGUGGCUGUCUUUUCUACACCGGUACAUCCCUGUCGGUUUGCUGGAAGUCGUUCCGACUGGAAUACACCAGCGCCCGCCGAGUUACGUGGGACGAAACGAGCUGGAAACCUUAUUCGCGUCAACCCAGGCAGAGGACUGGGUGAAGAUCACUACGAUGUUGCUCGGUCCCCCGCCAGCUGGAUUUAAUUUUGUGCCGAAGCAUAAAAGCAACGCAUACGGGGCAGGCGAGAAAGGGGCAGCUCUAGCCGAUUUCGAUGGAUUAAGCGCGCAAGGGUGA
This is a messenger RNA of Micromonas pusilla CCMP1545, 1293 nucleotides long. RefSeq lists its product as uncharacterized. Bases 1 to 1293 code for a protein of 430 amino acids. Gene Ontology annotation, biological process: tRNA processing. The transcript has a single exon. The record is from RefSeq and is a predicted model, not a curated record. Lineage: Eukaryota; Viridiplantae; Chlorophyta; Mamiellophyceae; Mamiellales; Mamiellaceae. Gene Ontology annotation, molecular function: RNA binding; flavin adenine dinucleotide binding; tRNA dihydrouridine synthase activity.